AUGACAACUCCGAUUAUCACCGCCGUCAUCGGCUUGCUAGCCGUAGUCACGCAAGCACUUGCACAGGAUGAUCCCACACAACCUGUCGUUAUUCGACUUCAUCCAAUGUCUACUAAGCCCAGGUUCCUUUCCGAGGUAUCAGCUCCACGAGCUGUUCAAGCCCCGAUUGUGCCGCCGGCACCACAACCAAAUGCUGUCGCGCCUGCGGCAACUGUAGCACAACAGCCGUUACCUCCAUCCCCACCAUCACCACAACAUCCAGUACUUCAGCAAACAGCACCACCCGGUAGCCAGCAGUUCGUACCGCGAACAGGCGGCAGCGUACCACCACCACCUCCAGUCACAAUUCCUCCAGAUGUCCAAAACCAGUUGAUCAAGUUCUUUGGACUUGAUUCAUUUGGAAUUCCUGGUCUUACUGGAAAUCAUCCUAAUGGAUUUGCUGGAGCUGUUCAGGAGCUACGGGCAGCUGGAAUUCCCGUUCAAGGUCUACCCGCAGAGCAUCUGACUGGAAAUGCUGUGGCUCAUGCAGCUCCUACCCAGUCAGAUGUCCUUGCACAAGCUAACCCGAAAUUCCAAGACCAAAUUAGUCAACUUGUAAAUGAAGCUCGAAAUCCUGGCCCUUAUGACGGAGCUGGCGGACAGAUUCCACUUCCCGCUGAUAAGCCCGGAGAGAAUGGGCUGAUCGGAUUACUGUCAAACUCUAUCCGCAAACUUGUUAAAGAAACCGGUGUAUCAGAUGCUCUGUCACAGUCGUUGCCAUCGCUCCUUGGCAACCCCCAUUCGUCAUCAUCUCGCUACGCUGCAGGUGCUGCAGGAGCUGGUGGAUCAGCAGCUUCAGCGCAGGAUGGUGUCGUCGUCUCUCAGUCUGUUGAUGACAAUGCCGUUACGAAUCAUGUCCGUGGAUCCAACAUACGUCGGCAACCUUCUACAGCUCAACGUGCCCUUUCCGGAAUCUCAUCAUUCCUCGGAGGAGGCAAUACUACUUGUUUAGGUGGUGGCAACACUCCCACUCAUGCUGGCCUGCCAAGAAUUCCAGGAAUCCCUCUUCUACCGGGAGGUAUUCCCCGAAACGCUCAGGGUCAAAUCGAUGUCGUUAACCUAAUUGGCUCCAUCACACGACGACUCUCGAACGGAACCACCUUGGCCGAUAUGCUGCCACCUGAGCAACUUCAGACGUUGGCUGAUAAUGUCACUGAUGCUCUUCUACCUGAGACUCCUACCAACUUUGACCUCAGCAAAUUCAUGGGACGAUGGUUUGAAGGAAUCAACUCACCACGUGCUACUGAACAACGAUGUGUCGUACAUCACUAUGGAGGACUAACUAAGAACGAUAAGACGGCAACCUUCACGGCUCUGAAGAUCUACAGGGAAGGAUCUGAGUUCGGACCCGUCAGAUAUUCUAUUGGUUAUGCAUUCCGUGGUGGAAACAAGGAUGCCAUGCUACAAUUGCACACUAGUGAGAGCAGUGAUGCCCAGCCCUUCUGGAUAUACAAGUUGGGUCCCGAAGGAAAGGAUCCAUUUGGUAAUCCACAAUACGAGUACGCUAUCGUGUCUAACUGGGUACGAUAUCCAGUAACAGUAUUGGUACGAGAUCCUGACACAUUCAAAGCGAAGUAUCAGACUGAGAUGGACAUUAACACGAUCACUGGUAUUAUCGGUGGUAUUGGACGAAUGUUGGAAACCAAUGUUGACACUAUCAAUGUACCGUCGGAGUUAAUAAUGGGACGGUGGUUCCAGAUGUACAAAGCAGCCAUAAAUUUCGACGUAUUCCGAACGCAGAUGUUCUGUCCGGUUGCGUACUUCUCGCCGAAUCCCAUAAUGGGUGAAGACGGUUUCUCAAUGGAAGAGGCCUAUAGAACAGUGUCAAAAACUGGGCCAAUUGAGACGUACAAACGUGAUAUGAACAAAGUUGGACCUGGUCAAUACUGGAUGUACACAGAGGAGUACUUUUACCCCAGACAAUUCUACAUCAUCGCGGCUGGUCCUUCAUUCCAUAACGAGACUGGCAAAGCAGACGAACCAAUUCAGUACAUUGCCGUCACAGACGCCAAUAGACUAUCCCUUGCAGUCUACGCCCGAGAUCCACAUAUCUUUUUCCAGAAGUACAACAAGGACAUUCUGGAGUUCAUGGAGAAGAAAGGUUUCGGUGGUCGUGUAUUCUGGAACAGUCCUCGGCCUAUCUAUCAAGGACCAGACUGUGAAUGGCCUUCAGAGAAGGAGGUCUUCGCCAGGCGAGUGCUGAAGAAUCAAGAACUGGCUGAGCGCAGCCGCAAUGGUACCGCUGAGCCAGCCAUGUCCGGUAUGCCAUUGGCGGAUAUACUGCGUGAUCCGAAGAAGACACUCGAGCGUCUCGUGGGCAACCAAGAAGUGUCCAGUAGCGCCGCGGAUCAGUCGGAUAUGCAGUGGUUGUGUGCGUUGGUUGUUGCCGUCGUGGUCAUCUCGUUGGCCAACGGUCAGCAUGACGCAUUCGCCUUACCACAAGCACCACGUUAUGCACCAAAACCUACUGUACCACCUGAAUAUUCGUCGUUUUUCGAGCUUGAUGGGCACGCUCGUGAACUCGUUGACUCAUUACUGGGACCACGUCCUGGUGGUCUUUUCCCUGAAAAGACUUAUGAGAUUGGUGCACCAUCAGAGCCGGUUAGUGGUAACAAACCUGUUCAUGUACCAUCGACUCUCGAGCGUACCCUCGAGCAGUUUUUCACUGCUCCUGAACCGGCAAGUGGCCAAGCUUUACCUCCUGGAUUCGGCUCUGGAUUCUCUUUAUUGAACAAUAACAAACCUGUAACCUCAUUCGGUUCCACUAUGCGUAGAGCUCCACAGAAGAGCACCUCAGAAGAAGUGGAAGGGUCCGGUGAAGAACCCAAAAGUUCCAUUAUGGGUAUUCCAAAGGUGUUUCCAAAACUUCCCAAGGCGCCCAUCGCUCAGCCAGAGCCAAUACGGAGACGAGAGCCAAGCAUCAUUGGAGGGACUCCUAAUCUUCCUCUGAUUCCUGCUGCCCCAGAGGUACCUGAGGGUGGAUUUCUACCCGCCGACAUCAGACGUUCACCUCAGUCCGUCUCAGGUGUAGCCUCAUCUCUUGAUGACGACGAUUCAUCGGAUAUGCUUGAGGACGAGUUCGCCGGUGAAGAGUCUUCAACUUCAUCUGGUGGUCUUAUUGGCACCAUCUUCAAUCUGAUCGGCAUGGGACAAAAGAAGCUCGCUGAGGCCAACAAGGGUGGAGCGCUUGGUGCAAAAGCCAGUGCCGAAGACAAGAAUGCUUUCGGCAAGGCUGUGUCCAACUUGAUCGGAGGAGAAAAUAGCCCACUCCCAGCUAAGAAUAUGAUCUCAAACGUUUUGUACAAGGCACUCACGUCAGGAAGCGUGCAGGUUCGUGAAAGAAUGCAGGUCAAAGCAGUAACAUUUCCAAGAGCUGUAUCUAUUCAGCCCAACGACACUAAAGCUGAGAAUCCUGAAAAUCCAUUCGCUCCUCUGAGCAACGGCUCGAUUGUUCUUACUCCUGCUCAAUCAGCGGCUAUCACAGAAAAUCUGGAAAUGGUGCAGAACUUCAUCAUUCAACCAUCGUCACCACUUUGUACUCAAAAACCGGAACCAGUUGCCUUUGAUUUCUACUCAUUUAUGGGCCAAUGGUAUCAGGUAGUCUACAGCCCACCCUUCUCUACUGGUCAAUGUAGUAUGGUAGCAUACAAGAAGCUCAACGAUGUCAAUAACGGAGGACCUGGCUCAAUUUUCGAGACCUUCGAAUAUACAACUGAUGGAACCCCUUACGGCAAGCCAAAGAUCAGUUCCGGCUAUGCAAUGAUCCGUUCGCCUGGAGAGCUCAUCUACAGGACCACAUCGAACCAAGAAGACGUGAAUGUGCACGUACUUCAUGUGGGACCGUUAAAUGCGAAUAACGAGUACGACUAUGCGAUCAUGUCAACCAACUGUAACUUCCCACUCUACGUGUUCGCUCGUGAUCCAGUUACGUAUAGGCAGCGUUACGAGACCGAGGUGAACACGAUCCUGGAGAAGAAGGGCCUUGUCAAUGGCAUAUCACGCCUUCUGAAUAUCGUUGCACCAGUAGAAAAUUCGUUGUGCACGUUCCCACCGUCACUUUUCAACAUUCACGGUUGA
Molecule: messenger RNA, 4116 nt
Organism: Cooperia oncophora
Lineage: Eukaryota; Metazoa; Nematoda; Chromadorea; Rhabditida; Trichostrongylidae
Source: the annotation of a GenBank genome assembly